Messenger RNA from Neocloeon triangulifer, 3291 nucleotides. Its product is annotated as bumetanide-sensitive sodium-(potassium)-chloride cotransporter-like. The record is from RefSeq and is a predicted model, not a curated record. Gene Ontology annotation, biological process: cell volume homeostasis; potassium ion import across plasma membrane; sodium ion homeostasis. The coding region runs from base 136 to 3162 and encodes 1008 amino acids. Gene Ontology annotation, molecular function: sodium:potassium:chloride symporter activity. The transcript has 19 exons. Lineage: Eukaryota; Metazoa; Arthropoda; Insecta; Ephemeroptera; Baetidae. Gene Ontology annotation, cellular component: membrane.
GCCGACACGUUUUUACGCAUUUUUUAUGACAUAAUCUAGCAAGUAGUAUCUCUCCCAGCAGGCGUCCUGUUUCCCUUGUGAGAGAUAAUCGUCAGGUAUAAAAGAGUUUUAAGGCGACGAAAGUCAGUUUGGACGAUGACUGAAAGGUUCGAGGUGAGGGGAACAAAUCCGCCACCGCCACCCCUCGUCAUGCAGGAAACGAGUUUUGCAAAUGGCAACGCCAACACGGUCACGCCACGCAAAAGGUCGUUGGCCCAGAUGACCCGCGAUGUGCUGCCCCGGAUUGACAACUACCGAAACCUCAUGUCCGUGGCCGCCGUCCAAAGACCUACCUUUGGCGAGCUGUAUGAGGGAGUUGAGGAGGAAAAGACGGAUCAACCAGCAUCUGGACAUGAAGCUCAGGGACACGUUAAAUUAGGCUGGAUCCAGGGCGUCUUUUUAUCAGUGGCUUUAAAUAUUUGGGGUGUCAUGCUUUUCUUGCGUGUCUCUUGGGUCGUCGGUCAUGCUGGAAUCGGCUUGGCCUUGGUCAUCAUUGCUUUUUCCGCUUUUGUGUGCACAGUGACCACCCUGUCCCUCUCCGCGAUCAGUACGAACGGUGUGAUCAAAGGAGGUGGAAUCUACUACAUCAUUUCGCGGUCCCUGGGCCCUGAGUUCGGCGCCUCGGUCGGUUUGGUUUUUGCCUUUGCCAACACAGUUUCCGCCUCGAUGAACACAAUUGGAUUUUGUGACUCGCUUAACUCUUUACUGAAACAACAAGGAUACAAAAUCAUUGACAACAGCGUCAACGACAGCCGGAUCAUUGGAAGUGCCACUGUCGUUAUUCUUAUUGUCAUUUGUGCUGUGGGAAUGGAUUAUGAAGUCAUUGCCCAAGACGUUUUUGGUGUGGUAAUUGUUGGUGCAAUAGUCGAUUACUGCGUGGGCGUUUUCAUGGGGCCUCAAAACGAAGUUGCAUAUGCUCAAGGCUUUGUCGGCCUAAAUGUAUCGGUGUACGCUGAAAAUAUAGGACCUGGAUUUCGGUUCAGCGAGGGCGUUAAUCAGAACUUUUUCACGGUUUUCUCGAUUUUCUUCACCUCUGUGACGGGUGUGCAGGCUGGUGCCAACAUUUCCGGCGAUCUCAAGGAUCCUGAGGGUGCAAUCCCAAAAGGCACCCUUUUAGCUAUCUUGAUGACCAUGCUUUCUUACGUUCUGUUUGUGCUACUCGUGGGUGGUGGGCAGUUGAGAGAAACGAGUGGUAUUGUUGAAGAGGUUGCCAAUGGAACAUUUACCGACUGUACAUACAGAAAGUGCAGUUACGGGCUUUACAACGAUUAUUCGGUAAUGCAGCUAAUGUCUGCGUGGGGCCCUUUCAUAUACGCAGGCUGUUUUGCAGCCACGUUAUCGACAGCCAUGACAAAUUUGCUAUCAGUGCCGAGAAUUAUCCAGGCGUUGGGCAAUGACGGAAUCUACCCAGGAAUCUCUUGGUUUGGGAAGCCCUACGGCUUGCACGGAGAACCCUACCGCGCGUAUGUGCUCACUGCGCUCGUCUCCAUCGCGUUUGUUUUGAUCGCCGAUCUCAAUGCCAUUGCAAAUCUUGUGUCCAAUUUCUACUUGGCCGCAUACGCUUUCAUCAAUUUUUGCACGUUUCACGCUGCUUUUGUCAAGCCGCUUGGAUGGAGACCAACUUUUACGUACUACAACAAAUGGCUGAGCUUGAUAAUGACAUUCAUCUGCAUCAUUCUGAUGAUUUUGAUUGAUUGGAUCAUGGCCCUUAUUACAGUAGGCGUCAUCGCACUGCUUUACUUCUUUGUCGUGUAUCGCAAACCAGAUGUUAACUGGGGAGCCUCAACUCAGGCUCAGACUUACAACACCACGUUGAGUGCCGUCCAGUCCCUCAACAACAUCGAGGAUCACGUCAAAAAUUACCGGCCGCAAAUUUUGGUGCUCGCAGGACACCCAACCAGCAGACCGGCGCUUCUCGACUUUGCAAACUUGAUCACAAAACGACUUUCUCUUUUGAUCUGCGGCUGUGUUUCUCCACAACCCUUGUCGCACAGAGAGCGCCAGUCAGCUGUGAAUUCGGCCAUCCAGUUCUUCAAAGAGCGAAAAAUGCGCGCCUUUUUCUCUUUGGUCGACAGCUUAUCGGUCGAGAUGGGCACCAGGGCUUUGCUGCAAGCGUCCGGUAUUGGAAGGAUGAAGCCAAAUAUUUUGCUCAUGGGCUACAAAGCCGAGUGGCAAGUGAGCACGCCAGAAGAUGUGGUCGAAUACUUUGACAUUUUGCACGAUGCUUUUACAAACCGAGUUUCCAUUGCGAUUGUUCGGCUGAAGACUGGUUUGGACAACGGCCAAAGUGUGAUUGGAUCAAAGGGCAGCUACCAAGCGUUCCCAAGGGUUGAUUCUGAGGGUUGCUUCAUAAACGAGGGUUUCAGUGAAAGUGAAAUUCCGGAGAGUCCAGCCCUUCAUCGAUACAACCUCUCAACGCAUCUAACUCCUGAGAAUCCAGUUGGAAAAGGCAAGAAGAGUCCAGCAGCCAGUUAUAUUAAUAUGUACAGGGGAAUGGAAGAGGGUCCAACUGUAUCGACAACAGCAAUGGAAACGGAUUCAAUCUUCCUGAGAAAACAGAAAAAGGGUACUAUAGACAUUUGGUGGCUUUACGACGACGGAGGUUUGACUCUGCUUCUUCCGUACAUAAUUUCAACAAGAAAGAAGUGGGCAGGAUCAAAAUUGAGAAUUUUCACACUCAUUGACAAAAAAGAUGAAAUGCAAAUUGAGGAGAGAAAUAUGGCGAGCCUUCUUUCAAAAUUCCGUAUUGAUUAUGCAAAUCUAACCAUGGUCCACGAUGUGAGUGAAAAGCCACACCCAAAAACGGCCCGUUUGUUUGAGGAUAUCAUAAAACCUUUCAGAGAGGACAACAGCCCUACAAGCUCGAAGGACAACAAAUUCUUCAUUUCUGAUUCUGAACUCAAACUUCUGGUGAACAAGACGGAGCGGCAGCUACGUCUCAGGGAGCUUUUGCAGCAACACUCGCGAGACUCAAACAUGAUUGUGAUGACGAUGCCCAUGCCGAGAAAGGGCGUCGUUUCGGCGCCACUCUACAUGGCGUGGCUAGAGGUUCUGACCAGGGACAUGCCACCCUUCAUGCUGGUCAGAGGCAACCAAACCUCAGUGUUGAGUUUCUACGCUUAAAUUUUCGUAAAAAUCUGAUAACAUCUCAGUAUAAAUAUAAUGAAUUAAUGGAAUUGUGAUUGUAAUUUUAUGAUCAUAUAAAAUCUGAUCUUGUAAAUAAUAAAAAUAUUAACUAAAUUAGAAAAUAAA